UUGUCUUACGCUCUCACUCUCCUCCUUAUUUCAUCAUUUUUCUGCAACUCCUUUAAAUAUAACUACUUUUUUUUUAAUAAUAAUAAAAAAAAAACACAGUGGCUAAUUUCAAGAAGUUUUAUAUGCGUAUAAAAGAUUACCCCAACAUAAUUCAUUUCCCUGUCUCUUUUUCUUUUUCCAGGACUAUAAAUAGCCCCCUCCCCAUAAUUAGUUCAUUGCAUCUGGGACUUGGGUUUUGGAAGGCAAUCUUUGUUUAUUCCAUUUCAUAUUUUCUUCACUUUUCCUUGGUUAAACGAAGAAAAUGACUGUUGGGGCUGGGAUUUGUGUGAGUGAUGAUGGGAAGUUAAUGGUGUUGGGAAACUGUGUUCUUCACGAUGUUCCUGACAACAUCGUGGUGCUUCCAGCCUAUGGUGAUGCAUUGGCUAAUGGAGCUUUCAUCGGUGUUGUUUCAGAUAAGACGGGUUGCCGCAGGGUCUUCCCCGUUGGCAAACUUCAGGGACUGCGUUUUAUGUGUGUUUUCCGAUUCAAAAUGUGGUGGAUGACGCAGAGGAUGGGAGCAUGCGGUCAAGAUAUACCCUUCGAAACCCAGUUUUUGAUUGUGGAGGCACGCGAUGGCUCCGGAAAUGGAGACGAUUCCGCCGUAUAUGUUGUGUUUUUACCGAUUCUUGAAGGGGAUUUCAGGGCUGUUCUUCAAGGCAAUGAAAGAAAUGAGCUGGAGAUUUGUUUGGAAAGUGGGGAUCCAGCUGUUGAUGAGUUUGAAGGGAAUCAUUUGGUUUUUGUGGCAGCUGGAUCAGAUCCAUUUGAUGUCAUCACCAAUGCUGUGAAGUCUGUGGAAAAACAUUUGCAGACGUUUUCGCAUCGUGAGAGGAAGAAGAUGCCAGACAUGUUGAACUGGUUCGGUUGGUGUACAUGGGAUGCUUUCUACACCAAUGUCACCUCUGAGAGUUUAAAGGAAGGAUUGGAAAGCUUGGAGAAAGGUGGGAUUCAUCCAAAGUUUCUUAUUAUUGAUGACGGAUGGCAAUCUGUUGCCAUGGAUUCACAUGGAACUGAAUUCAGAGCUGAUAAUGCAGCCAAUUUUGCAAACAGGUUGACAAAUAUCAAAGAGAACCAUAAAUUUCAGAAAGAUGGCAAAGAGGGUCACAGAGUAGAGGAUCCAGCUUUGGGGCUUUGCCACAUUGUCACCGAAAUCAAACAAAAACAUGCCUUGAAGUAUGCUUAUGUCUGGCAUGCAAUUACAGGGUAUUGGGGAGGUGUUAGACCUGAUGUUACCGAAAUGGAACACUAUGAAUCCAAAGUGGUUUACCCUAUUUCAUCUCCUGGAGUUGAGUCAAAUGAGCCUGAUCAAGCUUUGGACAGCAUAACUAAGAAUGGUCUUCGCCUUGUUAAUCCUGAAAAGGUUUUCAACUUCUAUGAUGAACUUCAUGCAUACCUUGCUACGGCCGGUAUUGACGGAGUCAAAGUUGAUGUUCAGAACAUCCUUGAAACUCUCGGUGCGGGCAAUGGUGGAAGAGUGAAACUUGCUAGAAAAUAUCAUCAGGCUUUAGAGGCAUCAAUUGCUAGGAACUUUGCUAACAAUGAUAUAAUCUCUUGUAUGAGUCAUAACACAGAUGGUUUAUACAGUGCAAAACGAACCGCCGUUAUUAGGGCAUCGGAUGAUUUCUGGCCUAGAGAUCCGGCAUCCCACACAAUUCAUAUUGCAUCAGUUGCAUACAACACUGUUUUCCUUGGGGAAUUUAUGCAACCAGAUUGGGACAUGUUUCACAGCCUGCAUCCGAUGGCCGAAUACCAUGGAGCAGCCCGUGCUGUUGGAGGAUGUGCAAUUUAUGUCAGUGACAAACCUGGGCAACAUGACUUUGACCUACUCAAGAAACUUGUACUUCCUGAUGGUUCCAUAUUGAGAGCCAAACUUCCAGGAAGACCUACAAGGGAUUGCUUGUUCUCAGAUCCUGCCAGAGAUGGGAAAAGCCUUCUAAAGAUUUGGAAUCUGAACGAGUUCACUGGAGUGAUGGGAGUAUUCAACUGCCAGGGGGCAGGGUGGUGUAGAGUCGGAAAAACCAAUGUCAUUCAUGAUAAACAACCUGAUACAAUUACAGGAUAUGUGAGGGCUAGAGAUGUAGAUUAUUUGCCUAAAGUAGCCGGUGAUGAAUGGAAUGGAGAUUCUAUCAUAUAUUCCCAUCUUGGUGGAGAAUUGACUUACCUUCCAAAUGAUGCAACAAUGCCGAUCACUUUAAAGGCACGACAAUAUGAAGUUUUCACAGUGGUACCUGUAAAGAUAUUAAGCAAUGGGUGUAAAUUUGCUCCCAUUGGCUUAAUAAAGAUGUUCAAUUCAGGGGGAGCCAUCAAGGAUUUCAGAUAUCAUCAUGCAAACAUAGACAUGAAAAUCCGAGGGUGUGGCGUGUUCGGAGCCUAUUCGUCAACUCGACCGAAGAGAAUAACUGUUGAAACGGAAGAAGUGAGUUUUGAAUACGAAGAUGCGUCAGGUUUAGUGACACUUUCAUUGAGAGUUCCUGAGGAAGAGUUGUAUGUUUGGAGCAUAGCCAUUGAAGUGUGAUGAUAACAAAAAACCCUUUCAAACGAAAAACAAAGGCAAUGUGGGUCUCACGAAGAGCAUUGUGUUAGGUGGCUGGGUAGAAAAUGUAAAGAAGUUUGUAUUUAGGAAUUUCUGGGGAAACUGUGAGGCAUGGCAUGGGAUGGGGCUAUUCAUUAUUCAACGUGUUGGCUAUUGAAAACAGGGACGUGGGGUUGAUCUUGCCAUGAGCCAGAUAUAUCAAUGAAAUGUUUCCACCAAUCAAUAAUAGAAAAAAAAAUUAUAAUGUUUAUAAAAAAUAAAAA
This is a messenger RNA of Gossypium raimondii (Peruvian cotton), 2832 nucleotides long. RefSeq names its product probable galactinol--sucrose galactosyltransferase 1. NCBI's taxonomy places the organism in Eukaryota, Viridiplantae, Streptophyta, Magnoliopsida, Malvales, Malvaceae. The transcript has 12 exons. The coding region runs from base 302 to 2551 and encodes 749 amino acids. The record is from RefSeq and is a predicted model, not a curated record.